AUGUCCGAUAACCCAGAACCACCACCAGAGCACAGCACCCCUGACAAAGAGGGCUCAGAACCAACAGCAGAAAGCACGCAAGCAAAAGUGAUAUCCGAAGUCAACAACCGCCUCGCAGAAGCCGAAGCAGCGGGAGUAUCCGCGACGUCCGCGCGCCAACGAGCCGACGAGACCUCGGAUCCGGAAGAGAAGAAAAAGUUGCUGCAGGAGGCGGACAAGCAGGACAAGAAGUCCAAGAGCGCGAUUAAGACCGCGCAGAGGCUGCAGAGCGGCGUGUGGCAGGGGGGCGCUUCGGGU
Lachnellula hyalina is the source of this 297-nucleotide messenger RNA. RefSeq lists its product as uncharacterized. The annotation marks the transcript as partial. Lineage: Eukaryota; Fungi; Ascomycota; Leotiomycetes; Helotiales; Lachnaceae. The transcript has a single exon. The record is from RefSeq and is a predicted model, not a curated record.